CUCAACUCCGACAGGGAAAGUGGCUCCAAUGCGCAUUCUAUCACAGUGGAUGUGAAGACAGGCUGAAACACUCGUUGGAGAACAUUUUACUCCCCUUUUCGGAUUAAUUUUCCAUCUCGUGUUUGAUUCAUUUGGGGUUAGAAUAUUAAUUUUGAAAAGCCAGUGCUUCUGUGCGCACUCGAUCCUGCGCGCGCCUGAGCUAUCUUGAAAAAGACUUUUUCUCUGUUGGUGGUGAAGUUUAAAAGCAGGUGAAUGUAUAGCAUGAUGAUGGAAACUGACCUCCAUUCCCCCGGCCCCCAAACGAACACGAGCACGGGGCAAACGGGGCCGAACAGCGGGUCCAAAGCGAACCAGGAACGGGUGAAGAGACCGAUGAACGCGUUCAUGGUUUGGUCCCGCGGGCAGCGGAGGAAGAUGGCACAGGAGAACCCCAAAAUGCACAACUCUGAGAUCAGCAAGAGGCUCGGCGCCGAGUGGAAGGUGAUGUCCGAGGCUGAGAAGCGCCCUUUCAUCGACGAGGCGAAACGGUUGCGAGCCAUGCACAUGAAGGAGCAUCCGGAUUACAAGUACCGGCCCAGGCGGAAGACCAAGACGCUGCUGAAGAAGGACAAAUACUCCCUCGCCGGUGGACUGCUUUCUGGGCCCAGUGGGGGCGGUGGAGUUGGUUUAGGGGUCGGGAUGAGUUCAUCCGGGGUCGGGCAGAGGUUAGAGAGCCCCGGGGGUCACGGAGGCUCCGCCAGCUCCGGCUACGCGCACAUGAACGGCUGGGCGAACGGCGCGUACUCGGGGCAGGUGGCUGCAGCAGCGGCGGCCGCAGCGAUGAUGCAGGAGGCUCAGCUCGCCUACAGCCACCCGGGGAGCGGAGCUCACCACCACCACCACUCACACCACCACCACUCACACAACCCGCAGCCCAUGCACCGCUACGACAUGACGGCGCUGCAGUACAGCCCCAUCUCGAACUCUCAGAGCUACAUGAACGCUUCUCCAUCCGGCUACGGCGGGAUCACCUACACGCAGCACCAGGGCUCCGGCGUCUCUUCCUCGGCUGCCAUGGGGACGUUAGGGUCGCUGGUGAAGUCGGAGCCGAGUAUUUCUCCGUUGUUGGAAUAACAUCUGCACUGGAACUUUUUGACAAGAGAAACAGUCCACCACAGCCGUCACUGGUGGACACGGAUCCCUGUGGGGGCCUGUGAUUAACAGAUAGCAGCUCGUCUCCUCUGCUGGCAGGCCAUCAUUACCACAAGCACUAGAAGACAGGUGAUGUGGGCGAAAAGACCUUUUGGAAAAUGUCAGCGACAGUCAGAGCCCCAAAUUUUCUCCAUUUACUCUUUCCCUUGUGAUGCUACCUACUCUAAACCCCUUCAUUACGCAAUCUCUUCCUCCUAUUGAGUAAUGUUUUGUAUCGAAGUACAGUGUCUGAUUUCAGAGUUUUAUUUUAUCUUAUGAUCGGAGGAAGAAAAAAAAAGAAAAUCCCAGCCCUGUUUUUCAGCAGAAUCGGCAGGGAUAAACACAAACAGAGAAUAAAGAAUGAAAAGGAAACAGCAGUGUCGGCAACUGCUCCCCUUUUGCUUUUUUCUCCUUUCACUGGAGCCAGAUUCACUGUCUUAAUACUCUUAGUCCCUCUGUUGGCAUGUUUUCCAAGAACCCGCUGCAUUUUUAGAUUUGUAAAAUCCGUCAAAAUGCCUGUAAUGAAUAUUUCUGCAGCCCUGAGUGUAUUUAAUGUGAUGUGUGACCGGCCUAGUGAGACACAUGAACUGAUUUGGCACUGAAGAGGGUUUGUUGUCAUUCCUGAGGUCAGUGUGGAAACCAUUAUUCUUAAUUCUUACUCUUAACAUUACUGAGUUUUGUUUUGUUCAGACCUUUCCUGUGAAUGAAUCUUUGUAUCAUGUACAUUUUUUGUUUUCAAGCCUAAGAGGGUGUUGAGGCCAUUUGGUGGCUUGACCGUGUUAAUGCAAAAAAACAUGUUUGGGUUUUUUUCAAUAGAAUUUUGACAAAUUUAAUAUCAUAACCUGUAAUCGGUCAAUAAGAAGCUCUGUACAUCUUUUCGCAUACACUCAGGAUGUUCAUAACCAAAAAUGUCCCAUUGAAACCCAUUUAAACCACAAUUUUGAUCCCCUAGCCAUCACAAUGAAAAAAAAAACAUGAAUUCUAUGAUAUUAGACUUAAUUCUGGAGUCACUGCUUCAAAUUUGCAGUUUUUCCUGUUUGUCAACAGAUAUCAGCUGUUUCCCCAAAUUUGGCAGGAGGGGAUAUUGCAUUCAUUUUUCCUGGUUUCUGGUAGGGGCUUUAGUGUAAUAAAUUAUAGAAAAUAAUGCAGAAAAAUCUGAGUUGUUGCUCAUUAUUAGCUGUGAUAAUACCAUUUUGGGAAUUCCAAAAUAAAUGUAGUUUAUAAAAUAUAGUUGUUUACUUUAUAUAAAGAUAAUAAACUGGCAUUAAAAGGGUCAAAUUCCUUAAAAGAAAAUCAAUAUUUGAUAUUUAUAAUAAGGUCUAAUCUUGGUUGCUAACAAGUGAAAAGAAAUUUAACAUACACUAUUUUUAUCGGUAUUAAUGUAUGAGCUCCAUUUGUGGACACAAACCACCUAAGUGGAACGUUUUAUUAAAACCAUUAAAUAAAUAAAUUAAAAAAACAUAAUCAAAGUUGUUGCCCAUUAGUAACAUACUCAAGGCUGUUAUUUCCAUCAAGGAAUUCCAAUUUAAUUUAUUAUGAAUAAUAUUUAAAGGUGCAAUGUGUAAUAUUUAGCCAAGUAGCAUUUAGCGAAACUAAACAGGUACAAAUAGAGAAUCAUAUUCAUAAGAAGGCCUGUCUAAAUCAUUGUUUUUUAUAAUGUGAAUAUCCAAAAUGGUUUCAUUUUAGUUUAACCUUGACCGUUCCAUUUAUUCAUAUAUAAAUUAUAAGUCCAAACAGUUGAAGGCUGUUGAUAAAAAAUGAGUUGUGUUAACUUAAAAUCCAAAUUAGCUGUUUCAGCACUAUUUCUCUGAACACAUUUUUAGUUUUAAGUAAACAAUCUUCAACCAUUUAGGUAUUUUUGGCAUUGUACUCAAAUAAUUUGAAAAUUGUCCCUUUUUCAAGAAUGUCUUUGGGCAGUAGACACUUUUGCACCAUAAAUUAAGUUACUGACUAAGUUAAAGAAGUCCCGCCUUAUGGACCACCUUAAAAAAAUUGCCUCAAUUAGUUACAAUGUCUUUUCAAUUCAAGCUUACUUCAUGCAACUUGUUAACUUGAGUUGAAUAAACCUAGUUAAUUUUUUUUGUAACACAUCAUGGCAUUUUUUUCUUUUUUUAUUGUGUGGGGACCAUCAACAAUACACAAUGGAUAGUAUACUGAGCAUUAUGGAAGAGGA
Messenger RNA from Cheilinus undulatus (humphead wrasse), 3343 nucleotides. It is a transcript of the gene sox1a, whose product is annotated as SRY-box transcription factor 1a. NCBI's taxonomy places the organism in Eukaryota, Metazoa, Chordata, Actinopteri, Labriformes, Labridae. Gene Ontology annotation, biological process: cell differentiation; regulation of DNA-templated transcription; anatomical structure morphogenesis. Gene Ontology annotation, molecular function: RNA polymerase II cis-regulatory region sequence-specific DNA binding; DNA-binding transcription factor activity, RNA polymerase II-specific. The coding region runs from base 253 to 1113 and encodes 286 amino acids. The record is from RefSeq and is a predicted model, not a curated record. The transcript is spliced from 3 exons.